Molecule: messenger RNA, 600 nt
Organism: Ascochyta rabiei
Lineage: Eukaryota; Fungi; Ascomycota; Dothideomycetes; Pleosporales; Didymellaceae
Exons: 1
Coding region: 1-600 (199 amino acids)
Source: RefSeq, a predicted model, not a curated record
AUGAACGCCCCUGAUGGUUUGGCGUCUCAAUUAGUGCUCCCAGAAGGAAAAAUACUUUACCAUGGCACACUUGCUGACGAAUUCGUUCAUCGGCACGAGCCCUACCCAAUCCACUUCACUCAUCCGCCAAUGUCCGACUCACCAGCAUGGUUCGCAGACAAUCGCAACUUCUCACUGCACGCUGCAAUGCGAUUUACCGUUCCCGGAGAGGAAGGAGAGAUUGUCCUUCACACAUACACAGUUCGCAAGCAACUGAGCAUGAUGUCUUUGCCAGACAUUGAGAACUUCAGAGUUUUUAUGCGGGAAAUGCUGGGGGUAAACAAUCUACAAGUGAACGGACUCAUGGAAGGGAUUGUUCUAGCUCGAUGGUCCAAUGAGCCAAUGGGUCUUGAUGGGUACGCCCUCGAGCGCGAUAUGGUUCGCGGUGAGCCUGAAUACGUGUUGUUCCAGGUUGGAUUGGCGAGGUUGAACGCCCAUCCUAGCCAAGUUAUCCGCGUCCUACCAAUUAAAGGCACGCAGAGCAGCAAACUGGUCGACAAAAAAACCGGUGUGCACCUAGCUACCUAUACAUACGACAAUGGCCCUGGAAAGCUACAGUGA